AUGUUUAUUUACAAUCAACAUGGAAAGCGUGUUAGUCUUGAAGAAGUCGCCAAUUUGCGAAAAUUGAACAUUGAACAUUAUGAUCUACACUUAUCAAGAAUAUCAUCUAGUAAAUCGAAUCCAUAUGGUCAUCAUAAGUUGAUUAAUAUACGAUUGAAUUCACCAUGGGAAUUAGAAUUACAGAGAUUUUUAAUUCAAGGUGGGCGUAAGAUUGCUACACCCUUGUUAUUACGUAAACCUAAACGUUAUAUUCAAAGUGCGGGUUCCCGUCUACUCCAAGAGUAUACAUUGAAGGAGAAUGAAGCUGAAGAAGAUAUGGAUGUAAAAUCUGAUCUCUUUCCAAGUCGAUAUCGUAUGAAUGCCACUGAUAGUGAUGAUCAUGAUAAGGAUGAGUUCUUGAACAUUGAAUUUCAUGCAAAUCGUUACCCAUCUAAAAAACAGUCAUCUAGCAUUGACAACGAUACACUUCGAAAAAGAUCUCAGAUGAAAAAUGGAAGUGUUAUUGGAAUUAAUAAUGGCAGGAAAUCGUGUAAUUUACGUCUAAGUAUAUCAGAUAUUAGACAAAAAAUUGAAGAUAACGAAACCAUGGGAAUCCAUACAUACAGCUACCAGGAUAGUUCAGGAGAUAAUGAAACAGAAAUAUUAAAGAAAACAAAGGCAACAGAGAAAGGAAAAGAAGAUGAUGACACACACUUUACACCUCUUUCUCCUCCUAUCGCCUUAUCAUCAUCAUCAUCAUCUUCUUCAUCCAGUUUAUCCUCGAGUGAUAACCUUGAUGACACCGAUGAAGUUGAUUUAUCAAAUAAAUUCAAACGGAAUUUAGCGAAGAAAAUUCAG
Molecule: messenger RNA, 837 nt
Organism: Heterobilharzia americana
Lineage: Eukaryota; Metazoa; Platyhelminthes; Trematoda; Strigeidida; Schistosomatidae
Source: the annotation of a GenBank genome assembly